Molecule: messenger RNA, 1062 nt
Organism: Hermetia illucens (black soldier fly)
Lineage: Eukaryota; Metazoa; Arthropoda; Insecta; Diptera; Stratiomyidae
Exons: 3
Coding region: 102-908 (268 amino acids)
Source: RefSeq, a predicted model, not a curated record
CCCACCAAAUAUCAAAUCAAAUAAUGUCCACGUCAAUAUAAAAGUAAAAAUAAUUGGAAAUUUCUAUUAGUUAUUUUCUAACAUUUAGAACCAAAGCCAUUAUGAGUGUACUUCUGAUCCUUUUUGCAACUUUCGCUGCUACUUUAGCCCGUCCUGAUGUAAGUCAUGGAUACACAUACGGAAGAGGUGGCGGUGAUAAUUUCAUCGGACCUGCACCAUUCGAGUCACAUGGAAUGCGUGGAGGUGGCCUAAAUGUAUAUAGUCAAUCAGACAGCAGUUCGUCAGUAACCGGUGGAAUUACUGGCAUCGGUAGUGGAAUUAGUGGUAUUGGUAGUGGAAUUGGAAUAGGCGGUGGAAUUGGUGGCGAUAUUGGCAUUGGAAUAGGUGGAAUUACUGGGGGUGGCUACCAACAAAACUUGAAACCACUCGUUACAAAAUAUUUCUAUUUACACUCGGCUCCCGAAGAUACAGACUCACAACAACAAGUUCGAACUGUUCAGUUGGGACGAGCUCAAAAGACCUAUCGUGUUGUUUUCAUCAAAGCACCAGGAGCUGGAAGCCGUUCUGCAUCCAUUCAACCCAUCUACCCCAAGAACGAAGAGAAAACAGUUAUCUACGUUCUUUCCCAAAAGGAUGGAGAAAUCAAUAUUGGUGAUAUUGCCACUCCAGCACCAUCAACGCCUAGCAAACCUGAAGUAUUCUUCAUCAAAUAUAAAACCGCCGAAGAGGCAGCACGAGCUCAGGCACAGAUUAAAGCUCAAUAUGAUAAGCUGGAAGGAACGAGCAAGGUCUCUGACGAGGGAGUUGCUCAAGUUACAUCAGUCAUAAGCGAGACAUCAUCUUCAUCAUCAUCUUCGGGUGACUUUGGUGGUGUCACCAAAGGAACUUAUUUACCACCAUCAAAGUGAAGGAAAACCACUCAAUAGAUACUGAAGGAUGUUCAAAGAGAAGGAAUAAAGUCUAAGCCUUUCACCCAAAUAUUAUUAGGGGAUGGUAUCAGCAAUUAAAUUGCAUUUUAUUUUUUAAGAAUAUUUUAUUUAAUAAACAUGCAUUCCAAAAGUA